Molecule: messenger RNA, 739 nt
Organism: Neoarius graeffei (lesser salmon catfish)
Lineage: Eukaryota; Metazoa; Chordata; Actinopteri; Siluriformes; Ariidae
Gene: fbxl22
Product: F-box and leucine-rich repeat protein 22
Exons: 2
Coding region: 13-696 (227 amino acids)
Molecular function (GO): protein binding
Source: RefSeq, a predicted model, not a curated record
AGUCUCUUUCCAAUGUAUCUCACAAAUCUUAAUCAGGAGUGCCUGCUUCAUCUUUUUUCAUUCUUGGAUAAAGAGAGUCGGCGAAACAUGUCUCUGUCCUGCAAACGUCUCCGAGCAGCCUUCCUGGACCCUCAGCUCUGGUCUCUGCUCAACUUUUUCUCCCCUAGUGAGCUUACGAGGAACAACUUCAUCCUUGGCCCCUUUUUGAGGUACCUGAAUAUAUGUUGGCAUUCCAGCAGGGUCAAAGUGUGCAACAUUGAAGACUAUAAGAAGACGAUGUUCCAGAAGGACCUCUGCAGCAAGCAUACAAGCUUGGUCAGCCAUUUCCUGGCGCGUGUCUGCCACAUGUGUCCAAACUUGCUGUCCCUAACCCUGUCUGAUUGUGGACACAUCACAGAUGGAGACGUGAUCAACGUGCUGCACAGUUGCAGGCGCCUGCAGCGACUGUGUCUGGAGAACUGCUGCCGCGUGACAGAUGCUGUGCUGGAGGCAGUAAUAACCCACGGAGGCAGUUUGCAGGAAGUGAGGGUGGAUUUCUGCAGGAAUAUAACACACACAGGGCUGCAGACCUGCAGAGACAAGAGGCCUGGAGUUCAGCUAGUUGCUGAACGGAGUGCAGGGAUGAUACCGGACACUCAGCCUGAGGAAAAACUGCACAUCAGGAGAGCACUACAGAAAGCCCUUAUCUUUUCCUGAAAACCAAGGAUGGGGAUGGGAAGAUGAGAUGUUUUCUGAGACC